This is a messenger RNA of Trematomus bernacchii (emerald rockcod), 795 nucleotides long. RefSeq names its product reticulon-3-B-like. The coding region runs from base 1 to 762 and encodes 253 amino acids. Gene Ontology annotation, cellular component: neuron projection; postsynaptic density. Gene Ontology annotation, biological process: endoplasmic reticulum tubular network formation; neuron differentiation; brain development. The record is from RefSeq and is a predicted model, not a curated record. The transcript is spliced from 9 exons. NCBI's taxonomy places the organism in Eukaryota, Metazoa, Chordata, Actinopteri, Perciformes, Nototheniidae.
AUGCUGACUCAUGUCAGGGAGUGGAGUCAGCAGCUCAGACUCAGAGCUUCAAACCUGCAGCUGCACACUGAGAAGAAGAAGAAGAAGAAGAAGAAGAAGAAGAAGAUGGCCGACUCCAGCAGCACUAGCUCUUCAUCACCACCUUCCUCCAACCACUCGUCUUCCUCCCUCAAAGACCUCUCACACUCAGCCCUACAGCUCGUCCAAUGGCAGGAACCUAAGAGGUCAGCGGCUGCGUUCAUUGGCUCUCUGCUGGUACUGGUCUCUGUGGCGACGCUGUCCGUCAUCAGCGUGGUGUCCUACCUGCUGCUGGCCGUCCUUUGCAUCACCAUCACCUUCAGAGUUUAUAAAUCCAUCAUUCAGGCCGUCCAGAAAUCAGAAGAAGGUCAUCCAUUCAGGUCUUCUCUCCAGAGGGACGUCUCCUUGUCCUCAGAGUCAGUCCGUCAGCUGGCCGAUCUCAGCACAGUUUAUCUGAACCGGGUCAUCCGAGAGAGCCGGCGCCUGCUGCUGGUGGAGGACCUGGUGGACUCUCUCAAGCUGGCAGGCGGGAUGUGGAUGCUGACGUACGUCGGCUCGAUCUUUAACGGCGUCACGCUGCUGAUCCUCGCCGACAUCCUGUUCUUCACCUCGCCACUCCUCUACCAGAAGAAGAAGACUCAGAUUGAUGGGUACGUGCAGUCGGUUCGGUCCAGAGUUGAGGAGAAGAUGAACAAGCUGCAGGACCGUCUACCUGGAGCGGUGAAGAAAACCAAAGCUGAGUGACCCCCCCCCCAUCAGGACCCCCCACCCCAUCAG